This is a messenger RNA of Porites evermanni, 1815 nucleotides long. NCBI's taxonomy places the organism in Eukaryota, Metazoa, Cnidaria, Anthozoa, Scleractinia, Poritidae. The record is from the annotation of a GenBank genome assembly.
AUGGCUGACUUAUCGAAGCCGAUCGCGGCAGAUCCUGCGAAACAUCGUGACCAGCUUUUUGAGCGUUUUGAAGCCCUGAGAACAAAAGAAACCUUCUGCGAUGUAAGAGUUGCGGUAAAAGGCAAAGAAUUCAAAGCUCACAAGGUUGUGCUAGCUGCAGCAAGCCCGUUUUUUCUUUCACUUUGGGAAAGCAACAUGAUAGAAAGCAACGAACAACGAAUCGAAAUCAAGCUUGAAGAGGCGACUGCUUCUGUCAUGGAAGACGUGCUACAAUACAUCUAUACUGGAAAUGCUUCCGUCACCGAGGAAAACUGCCACAAGUUAAUUGCCACAGCGAAUUAUCUGCUUCUACCAGGGUUAAAAACAUUGGCUGUUGCUGUUUUAAAGGGGAAGUUGACACUUGAGAACUGUGUUUGCAACUAUUAUUAUGCUGACAAGUAUCAUUGCGAAGAGCUAAAACGAGCAUGUCGCACGGUGAUUCAUUCAAAUUUCACUGCUGUGAUGGAUACAGAAGAUUUUCUGAACCUUGAAAUAAAGCAAGUCAUGGAAUGGGUGUCUAGUGAUGACAUAAAAGUCAGUUCCGAGAAAGAGGUAUUCGAGGGAAUUGUUAAGUGGGUAUCUUACAACAGAAGUGAAAGGGAAGGAUUUUUUCUAGAUUUACUGCGCCACAUCCGCCUAAGAUCCAUGCCACACAACUUUUUAUUGAGGGACGUAGUGAAGGAAGAACUUGUAACUAGAAAUAAUGACUGCCUAAACUAUUUGCUGGGGUCCAUGGAGUCAAUUAUUAUUCCUACAGAAGAAAGUCUUACCAAAGGACCAAGAAAUUGCCUGAAGGUGCAGGUGGAAGGAAUUUUUGUAUGUGGGGGUAGGAGGGCUUUGUGUUAUCCUCCCCAUGUAGACGCGUGGUAUCAGAUUGGAAAGAUGACUUUUGAACAUCAAAACCAUGCUGCCAUACAGUACAGGGAGAAAGUUUACAUAUUUAGUAAGCAGGAAGUACAUGUCUCCUCAGACGUACAUGUUAUAGAAUACUAUGUGCCCUCCACAAACUGUUGGGGCUCAAUUCAAACAGACUUUGGAUAUGAUGAGCAAUUUUCUAGCCUCUCCGUGCUGAGUGGUUAUUCAUAUUUGUAUGCAUUAACCAAUGAUGCUGAUAUCCCGGAGAGCACAGUUUUUGCAUAUGAUCCUGAUGAAAAUUUUUGGAAAGUAAAAGGAGAUGAGGACUCUAGAAAUCGAUGGGGAGCUUGUGGCAUAGCAAAUGGACCUCACCUCUACAUUGUAGGUGGCACUGAUCGGGAAAAUUCCACAGCUACUGGAAUUACUAAAGUGGAGAAGUUUGAUCCAAGCAAUGUGAGUUUUGAAGAGGUUGCGCCUUUGAAUGAGGCAAGGCAUGAUGCAUUUGGAGCAGCCAUGAAUGACAAGAUCUAUGUAGCAGGUGGAAUUCAAAUGAGAGAACUUAGAUCUAUACUGCUUAACACAUGUGAGGUUUACACCCCUUCAACCAAUGAGUGGCAUCUGAUGGUGAGUCUCCAAGUACCUCGUCAUUCUGCAAGCAUGGUCUACUUUAAAGGAGCUUUGUAUGUUAUUGGUGGAUCAAAGAAUACUGACAAUCAAGUUGCAGCCAGAGAAACGUCUGUUGAAAUGUUUGAUUUUGAAACAAGUGAAUGGAAGGUGAAGAGCACCAUACCUCUUAGUCUUGGAAGUGUAGAAGAGAGAAAUAAACAAAUACACUUCAAAGCUUGUUUUGCAACAAUUCACAGAGAUGUGCUAGAGAAUAUCAUCGGGACAGACAUACAUGUUAAUCGCAAUUGGAGAUGA